This is a messenger RNA of Cercopithifilaria johnstoni, 1113 nucleotides long. The record is from the annotation of a GenBank genome assembly. Lineage: Eukaryota; Metazoa; Nematoda; Chromadorea; Rhabditida; Onchocercidae.
AUGGUACGAAGAAAUCAUCGAAGACCAAAGGUUACUCGAGUGAUUAACCUUAUCAAACGUAUCAUCGCAUUCUUCUUUUCUCAUAUUGGAUUAUGCGCAUUGGUGAUUGGAUAUGCAUUGCUUGGUGCGAUUGUGUUUCGAGCAGUAGAAGGACCACAUGAAACAUUCAUACAAAGCCAAGUAACAACAGCAAGGCAAAAAGCUGUCAAUGUUGCCUGGAAUGCUACCUUUAGGGUUAACAAAUUGGAUCGUGCGCAAUGGGAACGUGCAGUUCAUGAAGAAGUACGUCGAUUUCAGCGUAAGUGUAUGUGGGCAAUCAAACGUGGAUAUGAUGGAAGAGAAUACGGUUUAUCGGCGCAAUGGACAUUUACCGGAGCCUUUCUUUAUUCAUUAACAGUGAUAACAACUAUAGGAUAUGGUAAUACAUGUACUAAAACAUAUUUCGGCAAAACAUUAACUAUUUUAUUCGCAAUUAUUGGCAUACCUCUAAUGUUACUUUUUCUAACGAAUAUGGGCGAUGUUCUGGCAAAUAUUUUUCGAUUUUUCUAUGCGCGUUCAAUACGAUUCAAAUAUCGCCUCAUUUUAUGGCAUAAACGGCGUAAAGUUGCAGAAUUACGUCGCGCUAACUCUCUUGCUUCCCGAUUAGCACGAGAUGUAAAUACAGACUUAUCACGUGAUUCAUUCCCACUUAGCACUGAUGUACAAGAUUUGAUAGCAGCUCGUGCACAGAUUGAACAACUUGAAGUGAAAGAGAGUGUGGAAGCGCAACUGCAACGUAUAUCAGUACCACUAAGUCUGGUAUUCUUUACAAUGUUUGCUUAUCUGAUAGCCGGUUCGGUGUUGUUCUGUUUGUGGGAAGGAUGGACAUUUCUCGACAGCUUCUACUUUUGUUAUAUUUCUUUAACUACCAUUGGAUUUGGUGACAAAUUUCCUGGCGCAUCAGUGGGAAAUGAUAAGGAUGCACAGAUGAAACUUGUGAUAACUUCAAUUUAUCUUCUAUUUGGGAUGGCAUUACUAGCGAUGUGCUUUAAUCUUGCACAAGAAGAAGUUGUGAAUAAAGUUAGUUGGUUGGCUAACAAAUUUAAAUCACGAGAUGACGAGGAUUAUGUCUAG